This is a messenger RNA of Verticillium alfalfae VaMs.102, 1308 nucleotides long. Its product is annotated as dipeptidyl aminopeptidase/acylaminoacyl peptidase. The transcript has 2 exons. Bases 1 to 1308 code for a protein of 435 amino acids. The record is from RefSeq and is a predicted model, not a curated record. NCBI's taxonomy places the organism in Eukaryota, Fungi, Ascomycota, Sordariomycetes, Glomerellales, Plectosphaerellaceae.
AUGAAGAUGGUCAGGUUCUCCAAAAGCGAUUUCAUGGAUUUUGAAUUGCAUCGCAUUCUUUCUGCUGCGCCCUUUGAGGGCUCCGAGAUCGCCGAAUUUCUUCAAGGAGCGUCCCUAGCAGCUAAGGGGCCAGAGCAAUGGCACCAAGUCUGGAAUCAGGCUGGAGAGCAAGCCGAGGCUAUCGCGUAUGAGGCAGCUCAGCUCGGCGAUGCCGUUUCCGCGCGAAAGGCACAUCUGCGUGCAUGCAAUUACUUUCGAGCCAGCCAAUACAUGAUGUUCAGAGAAGAACUGCCACGAAUUCUCCCGAUUUCUGAGCGCAGUGUGCGAAACUUCCGAGCAGCCAUUCCUCUACUCGAGAACUGUGCCUCCGUGGAGACACUUGCCAUACCGUAUACGACAGAUGACGGUGCCACUUACAUGCUGCCCGGGUACCUCUACCUACCAGCCAAAUUCAGGCGGCUUGAUGCGCAGAACGAAACGAUAGUACGCGGAAGGCAGGUCAACGGCUCAAACUUGGAUGAGACAAUUCGAAACGUGCCAAUCAUACUGGCAACUUGUGGCGCCGACUCCACGCAGGAGGAGCAUUAUUUCAUGGUAGCCUGCGCCGCUGUCGAGCGCGGUUAUGCUGCUCUCACUUUUGAAGGUCCGGGCCAAGGCACUGUCCUCCGCGCCAGUAUGGGUGGUUAUCUGGCGCUUCGCGGCGCGUCGGACACAAGAAUCUCUGCCUGCGUUAGCAUUGAUCCUUUCUACAGCUUGUGGGAUUUUGUCAAGGCUCGUAUGCCGGGCGGCCUCAUGGGACUGUGGGAGAGCGGCUGGAUCCCCGACUCGGUACUCAAUGGUGUUGCUAGCAUUGGCCGCAUGCUAGGCACAUUCCAGGAUAAGUGGGAGUUGGAAAACUCCAAGUGGAUGUUUGGCAUUGAUAUUCCGUCAGAGAUGUUUGGCAUUGAUAUUCCGUCAGAGAUGUUUCGCAGAGUGAUGCACUUCACUCUUGGGGAGGUGCCACCCCUGGGUCGAGAGCGAAGCCCAAGCAGGGCGUCAGGCGAUCAGCAAGGAUUCCUCCAUCGCAUCAAGUGUCCAGUUCUGGUUUCUGGAGCAGGCCAAAGUCUGUAUUUCAAAACGCUUGGAGACACCACCAUGCAAAUACAAACCGAACUGGUCAAUGUGCCGGAAUCAGACAAGAAAUUGUGGUUUUCUGAGGAACCAGGAGAGGGUGGGAUUCAGGCCAAGAUUGGAGCAUUUGGCUUGGCUCACAUGCGGACUUUUGCAUUCUUGGACAAAAGCUUUGGGAUCCAGCGCCAGGCAUUGUGA